AUGAAUCCGGAAGCAUAUCGAGCUAUCGUUUUCAAUUCGGCGAGGGAUGGUAAUUUGCGACGAUUGCGUAUUUUCCUGGAAGAUCGAUCACACGAAUGGCUUCAUCACUGUUUGUCGUCACAGAAAUCUCAGACUCCACCACUUGUCAUUGCUGCUCGAAAUGGCCAUUUUGAUGUUGUCAAAUAUUUGCUGGAAAAGGGCGCAGAUAUCUCAAUCACGGGGACAGUCUCAUUUGAUGGUGAAAUUAUCCCUGGAGCACCAGUUUUGUGGGCUGCAGCAGCCGCAGGGCACCUAGAGAUUGUUCGGUAUCUUGUUGAAGAAGCGGGUGCCAAUAUCAAUCAGACGACGCAGUCGAACAGUUCUCCUUUACGAGGAGCGUGCUAUGAUGGACACUACGAAAUAGUUCAAUAUUUGGUGAAGAAAGGGGCUGAUAUAGAAUUGGCUAAUCGACAUGGGCAUACACCGUUGAUGAUUGCUGCUUUUAAAAUGCGAACUGAUAUCGUGCGCUUCCUGCUGAACCAUGGAGCAGAUCCUUGCCGGGCAUCUAUCAAAGGAAACACAGCAAUGCACGAUGCUGCGGAGGCUGGUUCCAGUGAAAUUGUAUGCAUGUUAUUAAAAGCUGGUGCAAAAAACGUCAAAGAUGAUUGUAAUAUGACACCAAUGCAGUGCGCUGCACUAGCUGGACAUGAAGAUGUACUGAAGUCAUUGUCUGCUAUAGCUACGGCUCAAGAGACAAGGGACGCGUUGAAAUUGUUCGGUGCUACUUUGGUAGAUAAAAAGAUGGAUUUAAGUAAUGCUGUACGUGUUUGGUUUGAAGCAGUUAAUUACGGUGAGCCACUUCACGUGCGUACUGCUCUCCAUGUUUAUGAUGAUUUGUUCGAAAUAGACACAGCUGCUGACAUACGUCAUGUAAUUGGCGAUCCUGAUGCAAUCAGAAUGCAGGCAUUAAUUAUGCGAGAAAGAAUCAUCGGUGGAGGUCAUCAUGAAACACAUUAUUUCAUACGUUACCGUGGUGCUGUAUACUGUGAUUUGGGUGAAACAAACCGGUGCUUCCAGCUGUGGAUGCAUGCACUCCAUCUGCAGCAAAGGCAUCUUUGCGCACUACAUCCGUCAACUAUUUCUACAAUUGGAGCAUUCAUUGACACAUUUAUAUUAACGGUGAACGAAGGAAUCAUAAUAGCUAAUGCAGAUGGUGUGCGUGUUGCUCCACUUUCUCGCAAAUGCGUAAUGGAUGUGUUGGAAAAAGCUAUCUACGAAUUGGAAAGAUUCCAUUAUGGCGACGGAAGAGUUAAGAGAGAUGAAAUCAGCGAUGAAAGGGAUGACGAAAACCGGUGCACUGAUUUCUUGAUGCUUGCUUCCCUGCAAUUGAUGCUUUUGAUUCGACGUCUGUCUCCUAUAGAUAGCAAAUUGACAUCAAAUUUAGAAGCAGAAACCGAUGAGAAGGAUUUUGACACUUCUUUAUCACAUAUUGUUACACGCUUAAUACUAGUUUCGAAGUGCCUGAAUUUGUAUCCUCUUCAUGCUGCUUGUCAUGAUAUUGACAAACCAGUAACAGCCCGCUUUCCAUGUGCAUGUGUGAUUACGAUGCUCAUCGACAAUGGAAUCGAUGUAAACACGAAGAAUUCAUUAGGUAACACUCCACUCCAUACGGUUUUGCUGAGUAGUAAUCCCAGGCAGAGUGUCGUCAAGUUGCUGCUUCAAAAUGGUGCAACCCUCCUAGCUCGCAAUAAUGAUGACCAAACAUGUUUCGAGUUGAUCUCAGCGAAAUUGCCUCGUGCAACUGGACAGCUCAAAUUAGGUCGGUAUCUUACACUUAUGGGUUUUGCCGCAAAUUUUGUACGUCGAAACAGUUAUGAAGCCGAGUACAAAAAAAUUGUGCCAAAGGACCUAUUAGCAUUUUUGGAUUUGCAUUAA
Molecule: messenger RNA, 1914 nt
Organism: Cercopithifilaria johnstoni
Lineage: Eukaryota; Metazoa; Nematoda; Chromadorea; Rhabditida; Onchocercidae
Source: the annotation of a GenBank genome assembly